ACGAUUCUCAAUAUGCAGCAUAUCGUUCUUCAAAUCCCUUCUUCCCUUUCUUUCUCUCCUGUUGUAUUCUCUGCAUUCUGAGGGGGAAUAUAUACAUAUAUAUAUAUAUGUGUGUGUGUGUACAUAGAGAGAGAGAGAGUCUGUAAAAUUGGGAAGUGAAUCUUGGGAGAGAGAGAGAGAGAGAGAGAGAUGGGGAUAUAUUCACUGGUGACAGGGAGGCGAGGAGCAAGUGGAUUUGGAUCUGCUUCCACCGCCGAAGAAGUCACCCAAGGGAUUGAUGCCUCUCAUCUCACAGCCAUCAUCACAGGGGGAUCGGGAGGAAUAGGGUUGGAGACGGCGAGAGUGUUGGCGAAGAGAGGAGCACGUGUCAUAAUUGGAGCCAGGAACAUGGGAGCUGCAGAAGCCGCCAAGACGGAGAUUCUGAAACACAACUCCUCCGCACGUGUCCAUGUCCUCAAGCUCGAUCUCUCUUCCCUUGCUUCCAUCACUUCUUUUGUCCGCGACUUCGAUUCUCUCUCCCUCCCUCUCCACCUCCUCAUAAACAACGCGGGGAUAAUGUUCUGCCCGUUCCAGCUCUCUCAAGAUGGAAUAGAACUGCAAUUUGCUACAAACCACAUUGGUCACUUUCUAGUGACAAACUUGCUUAUGGAGAAAAUGAAGACGACAGCGAAAGAGAGUGGCAUUGAAGGAAGAAUUGUGAAUCUCUCAUCCAUUGCGCACAUAUACACUUACCCCGACGGUAUCUGCUUCGACAAUAUUAACGAUAUUUCUCGCUACUCGGAUAAAAGAGCCUACGGACAGUCCAAAUUGGCUAACAUACUGCACGCCAAUGAGCUCUCUCGUCAACUUCAGGAAGAGGGAGUGAACAUCACAGUGAACUCGGUGCACCCAGGCCUCAUCCUCACCAAUCUCUUCCAACACACGGCCCUUUUGAUGUGGUUCCUAAAGUUCUUCAGCUUCUUCUUGUGGAAGACUGUACCCCAGGGGGCAGCGACGACAUGUUAUGUGGCAUUGCAUCCAAGUCUGAAGGGAGUGACCGGAAAGUACUUUGCAGAUUGCAAUGAAGUCACUCCCAGCAAAUUAGCAAGAGAUGAAUCUCUGGCCCAUAAGCUUUGGGAUUUCAGCCUCAAGCUUGUCAACUCAGUUUCCGACAAGAAUCUCCACUGUCCCCCAGUUUCCAAAUCUGUUUAAAACAGUCUGUAACCUCUUGUUUUCCCUUAUCUGAUGAUUUGCUACGUAUCUUUGUUCCCCACAAACCCAAAUUGCAUGACAUUUGUAAUAGAUGUGAACAGAAGAACAUCUUCACUAGUUGAGUUUCAAUUCAAACAUACAUUGUUCAACAACA
Molecule: messenger RNA, 1345 nt
Organism: Tarenaya hassleriana
Lineage: Eukaryota; Viridiplantae; Streptophyta; Magnoliopsida; Brassicales; Cleomaceae
Product: short-chain dehydrogenase TIC 32, chloroplastic
Exons: 8
Coding region: 190-1191 (333 amino acids)
Source: RefSeq, a predicted model, not a curated record